Aaosphaeria arxii CBS 175.79 is the source of this 969-nucleotide messenger RNA. RefSeq lists its product as uncharacterized. NCBI's taxonomy places the organism in Eukaryota, Fungi, Ascomycota, Dothideomycetes, Pleosporales. The coding region runs from base 1 to 969 and encodes 322 amino acids. The transcript is spliced from 2 exons. The record is from RefSeq and is a predicted model, not a curated record.
AUGACACGUUUCAGAUCACCUAUAGCCGUCCUCUCUGUGUGCGCUGCACUAUCAUAUGGUACCUCCGCAGACGACAACCUCAUCAUCGACAAGUCAAGCUGUAAAGGCCUUCAACCAGCCGCUCUCAACUCUACAACCCGAGCUUUAAGCAACAGCUUCCAGCUCGGUAUAGAGACCAGUACCUAUAUCCACACGGGACUAUCUGCCGAUGGUGACAAGGGCGCCGUGACGCAGUCCUUCUGGGUCGACACGUCCGACAAGGACCUCUUUUCCACCGACCUCGAGGGUACCGAUGGAUGUUUUUUGAUGUUCUACGACCUGAACGAGGAGUGGUAUGAGAAGUUGGAAGAGCAGGAAUUCGAAUGCCUCACGACUCUCGCGCCGUCCGGGUGUCUAGCAGCGCUUCGGUCCAUGUCGAACCCCCCGAAGGAGUGGAAGGGGGAGGGAAGGGCACCAUGUUCCGAGUUCUAUAAAGACGUCGAGAUUCCAAAUGCGUGUCCGAGUCUGAAGAAUGCCAAAUUUGAAAUCAUCUCAACAAACAACCACACAAAAGACGCAGACACAUCAUCCUGCCACACAGACAGUAACACCUCGGGGUCCCGCUCCACUUUCGUCAGCCUCACCCGCCCCGCCGACGACAGCAAGCGGCGUUUCGAAAACUACGACGCCAUGGCCAAGGAAGCGUACUUCUUCCUUGAGACUUUCUACCAAGUCCCCAACGUGACAGACGGCGGUGCCGUGAAUUACUCGGCCGGGUACACUGUAGCGAGCACGGCAUCGUGCUGGAUCAAUAACAACUUCACACAGGGGUCUCGCGUGCCCGGAACGCCCGUCGAAGAGGACCCGAAGAAUCCGGAGGGAACGGCGCGGCCUGGACAUGGAAGCGGAGGCCAGAAUGGCGCUGGGGUCGUUGGGGCUUCGUCGUUGGCUUGGGCGGUGGUUGUUGCUGGGUAUUUGCUUGCGUUGUAG